Messenger RNA from Lethenteron reissneri (Far Eastern brook lamprey), 702 nucleotides. RefSeq names its product acyl-coenzyme A thioesterase 8-like. Gene Ontology annotation, biological process: acyl-CoA metabolic process; fatty acid catabolic process. Gene Ontology annotation, cellular component: peroxisomal matrix. Lineage: Eukaryota; Metazoa; Chordata; Hyperoartia; Petromyzontiformes; Petromyzontidae. The record is from RefSeq and is a predicted model, not a curated record. Gene Ontology annotation, molecular function: fatty acyl-CoA hydrolase activity.
GUGGUUGUUGUAGUUGUAGUAAUUGUUGUUGUAAUUGUUGUAGUUGUAGUAAUUGUUGUUGUGGUUGUUGUAGUAAUUGUUAUAGUAAUUGUUGUAAUUGUUGUUGUAUAAAUUGUUGUUGUAAAUGUUGUUGUAGUUGUUGUGGUUGUUGCGAGCGUCACGACUCUGCGUCAUCAUCAUCAUCAGCGCGUCUCAAGGUUCAGCCGCGCGGGGCCACGAACCGAGACGCGGCGAAACAGACGACGACAAAGUCCCGCGUCUCGUGCCACAUACAAAGUACACACACAUAUCAUAGACAACAACAACAACAACAUCGACAACAACAUCUUGUUGUGUUGACAGCAGCCGAGCGACAUGUCCGACGUUAAAGAUCAGCAGGAGCAGGAGAAGGAUCUGCGCAGCGUGUUGGUGACGAGCGUCCUCACCCUGGAGAAGAUCGACCAGGGCCUUUACAGGGGGUCGCAUCCCUGGGUGCCACGGUCAAACACGCUGUUUGGCGGGCAGAUCGUGGGGCAGGCGCUGGUGGCGGCCGGGCUCACGGUGGCCAAGAGCCUCCACGCGCACUCGCUCCACUGCUACUUCGUGCGUCCAGAGUCCUCUCGCGACAGACACAUCGUGACUCUGCCGAGGAGGAUCCUCGUCAACAUCCGGAGCGACGAGCGUCUGGGAUCAGAGCUCAGUGCGGCGCUGCAGCCUCACUGA